This is a messenger RNA of Ilex paraguariensis (yerba mate), 750 nucleotides long. The record is from the annotation of a GenBank genome assembly. NCBI's taxonomy places the organism in Eukaryota, Viridiplantae, Streptophyta, Magnoliopsida, Aquifoliales, Aquifoliaceae.
AUGGGGAAGGGGGUGGUGGCAUUUUGGAUAUCUACUUCUUGUGGCUUUGUUGCAUUGAUUUUACUACUAAGUGGGACUUGUAGAUAUAGGCAUUUCAAACCUAGUGGAAAUCCCAUCUCUAGGUUCUCUCAAGUAAUAGUGGCUUCCAUGAGAAAACUGGAGCUUGAAGUUCCCUCACUUGAGAAGGGCUACAUGAAAUUCAUGGAAGGGAUGAGAAAGAUGAGUUACAAGAGAAAGCCAAAGCCUCCUAGUGAGCUACAGAGAAUGGGAAUAGGGUUGGCGAUUGGAAUAGUAGCCAUGAUCAUCGCAGCCUUAGUCGAGCAACACAGGUUAAGAUUAGCUAAUGAAGGGGCAAAAGAAACAAGUUCUUUGAGCAUUCUCUGGCAGACUCCACAGUAUGUGCUUGUUGGAGUGGCAGAAGCAUUCAUGUAUGUUGCUCAAUGGGAGUUUUUUGCAGCACAAAUACCUGAUGGAUUGAAGAGCUUGGGGCUUGGUUUGUCAAUGUCUUCUGCAGCAAUGGGUAGUUAUUUGUGCAGCAUGAUCUUGACUGUGGUGAUGAAGAUAACAUCAAAUAAUGGAAAGCCAGGUUGGAUAACUCCAAACCUAAACGAUGGGCAUAUGGAUCGAUUUUUCUUCCUUUCUGCUGCUCUGACUGCACUCAACCUCGGGUUCUUUAUUUUUUGUGCUAAGCGCUAUAAUUGUAUAGUGGUAGAGAAACGAGAUGGAGGAACUAGGAUGGAGGAGGCUUGA